AUGGUCCUGUUAUGUUCCAGUUAUGUCAGCUCUUAAUUCAGCAGGAUGUGUGCUCUUUAUCUACAGCCUUCAGAUGCCAUUUUCCUCACACUGAUGCAUGAAAUCAAAGUGUAUCCAUUUCCUGGAGUGUCUGAGAAGCACAUUAGCACUGCAGCUCAGCUGGAUCCUUGGCUGACUGAGUUUGCUUUACUUCCAGAAUCCAUAUGGGUUUGUUUCUUACUAGGCCAUGCUGCUGAAAUCUUUGUAGUAACUAGCUGUGGACAGAAAAGGUAAAACAUUGACAACACUAAAUUGUGAGGAGCUGUUGUGUCUCUCGAAGGCAGAGAGGCAUAGAUAAUUCAGAGGGCUGGCCAAUCACCAGCCAUACAAAGGGCAAGUGCUAGAUUCUGCAUCUGGAAUGGGGCAGCCCUGGAUGUACAUACAGACUGGGGAGCACCCCUGCAGAAAGGGACCUGUGGAUUGUGAUGGAUAACAAGUGGAAGGUGGGUUUCGGUGUACCCUGUCAGGCAGGAGGGCAGGCUGUGUCCUGGGGCAUAUCACUUACUGUGUUAGCAUCUGGUCAGGGGAGGGGAUUGUUUUUUCUGUGUCAUUCCAAAAUCUGUUCUUGAAAAGCCAAGAACUCAGCUUCUUGCCCUGUGUCAGGCAGCCAUACCUGUCACUUUAGUUUAAAAUCAGGCUUUGUUGCUGGGGUAAGCUCAGGUUCACUCCUAACUGUAGGUAAGUUUUUUUCCUUCACUAGUGGGAAAAUUUCCCCAGUGAGCAUGACUGGUAUGGUAUAAAUAAAGUGUAAAUCCUAUUAAACCAUGGAUUGGGCAACCUCAUUCUACAGCCCUGUGUUCAUGCCUUCUGGAAAGCCUAGGCAGCAGUGAAAGAGACCUGUGAGCCCUAUUUCAUGUACUGACUCACAAGAAACGCCCAGUGUUUAUUCCAGUGUUCUGCUGUCACUCUUGAUCAUUCUUAACUCACGUAAGACAGGAGGAGAGUUUUCUUGGUUGCGAGAAUGCAACACAGUUGUUGCACUCGGCUCAAGGAGAGAUUUCACAUCUGACACCACAAUGUCUCCUUUACGUCCUUGCCAGAAGGAUAGGAUCAAGUGGGAACCCUCUUUGCUCAUGAGGAUGCGUAGGGUUUUGAAGUGUACUGAUCAUCUAGUAAUACAAGGGAGCAGUGACCUCUUCCUGUUGGAGAUGUGAGCCCUGCUAAUCACAGACUGCUUUCAGCAAGGUCUGAGUUGAAGUCUGUGGGCCAAAGCUCUUGAGGUCCCUUUUCUGGGCAGGAGCUGGUGCAUGUGCUGCUGCCUCAUCAUAGCUGCUGGCAGUGGCAACCCGGAGUGGUUUUUCUGCAGCCCUUGUGAAGCAAAGAAGAGCAGGAGUCUCAAAGGGGUGAGAAAUCUAAGUUCCUGUUACUACAGACAGUGUUAAUGCAUAGUCCUGUUUUAUCCUUAAGGAAUGUCUCCUCUUGUAUCUGUCUGAAGGCUGAAGAGCCUCUGCACGUACCAGCCUUUUGACCUGCAAUUUUCGUUUUAUCUCCUGGCCUCAGCCUGCACUAGGUGGCUUGGAAAGCAGCUUAGUCAAAUGACAGCUUUGCUACAACAGCAAGGCCAAAGCCCUUCAAUAUGAUUCUUGUGAUAUUUUCCAUCUGAUUACUGCCCACUGUGGUAAAGAAAUUUUGAUAACGUAUGAGUCAAAUUGCCAGCAAUAAUUGAUAUUAGUAAAAAUUAUUACCAAAGCUGUAACCAUAUUCAAAUCCUGUUUCUAAUUGGCUCUACCUUUGUCAAGUAAACUAUUCAGUGUCCUAAAAUGAAGACAUAGGCAUAAUUGGGUAUGUGUAUAAAAAUAUGUUACCUGGAAGCAUCAUCUUUAAAGCUGACAGAGAAAAGGCGAAUUUUUGCAGUCGCUCCCAAAACUGUGAACACAACAUUCUAUCAGUGCCACAAUGCUAUAAAGACAAACUAGUGAGAGUCGAUUGGUGAUCAGGACUACCUGGAUUUUGCACCAAUGUUAACUUUAGGGAAGUUCUUGUAUAGGAUCAUAUAACAGACUAUUGUGGCUGCUCAUGUUUGAUAGCAGAGCUAGAGAUGUUACAUUCUAUAUAAGACAGCAAUUAAACCAACUACUUUGGCAAAUAUCUUAACUUAUAAAUGUGUGGGCAAAAUCGGCCACUGAUGUCUUGUAUUACUAUACAGAUCAUAUUUUUGUUUAUUAUGUAUUGCCUGUGUCUUGAUCUUGUAUCCUGCUUCUGAGGUUUGAUUGUUCUGGACACAACACCCAUUUCAGUAAGCUUACAUUGCAUUCUGUUGAUCUGGCGUUUUCCAAAUCUAACGAACAUAUUAUUUGCAGAAGGUAUCUUUUGCUGCUUCACAAUAAAUUUGCAGUUGUCUCUAGUGUUUGUAUAAAGCAGCAAUCCAGUUGCCAUUGAUUCUUCAGAACUGAGUUGAUGCUUUAGAAUUGGGUGCACAGAAUGAAUCAAGUGUCCUAUAUUAAUCUAAUACUGGGCUCUUGAGGCUUGUUUGAAGUGAUGUGCACCACCAUCCGUUCUUCUUAAGUAGCAGCACAGAAAAUCAAUUUGGUCUGGUACCCCCUCACGUGCUCCUGAAUCUCCUGCUGCCUGACAAAGAAAAAAGAAUUCAUAGGUUAGCUCAGGCUAAUCUUUGCCAUAGCAUGUGUUAAGGGCUAAGGCUGAUUGGAAUUGCUCUCUAAAUGAUAACUAAUCUAGCUGCAUGGUACUAUGGCACCUGCCAGGUGAGGUCUACCUGCUCUGCAUGGGAUGUUCAGGUGUGCUGUCCAUGAUACUGGAUUAUUUGUAGGAUAAUAUGAAGGGGUGUCACUCCCAGACACUGCCAGCAAAGUGUCUGAACAAGAAUUGAUGACCUUCAGAUUAGAUUUUCCCUGCAAUUCUGCAUAUGAUCCUGAACAUGUGUUUGUCAGCACUCUGAGGAAUUGCCUGGUGGCGUCUGUUACUUUCUACCUUCCCUGUAAAAAGAAAGGGCUGGAAAAAUAUUUUCUGUUCAUUGCACAUGUCUUGCUGCUGUGAUUUAUAGCAGCUGGCAACUUGGCUCCAUGCAGCUGUUCACACACCCCUGCUGGGAUGGGGUAGAGAAUUGUGAGAAAACUCAUGGAUUGAGAUAAACUCAAUAUAAAGGUAAAGCCAAAGCUGCAUGCACAAGCAAGGCAAAAUGAGGAAUUUAUUCACCACCUCCCCUGGGCAGGAAAGCAUUCCUGCCAUCUCCAACAAAACCAAGCUUCUAAAAUGGCCUUUUUAAGGCAGAUGUAUAUCCACAAUUUUCCUUUGUGAUGCUUGACAGAACAUGAGCAAUUUCUGAAAUCAGAGCCUGCCUCAGCUGCUAUCCAUCUUGGUUUUCUUUUGCAUCUCUCUCUUUCUAAAGUUUCUGCAUCUACCACUUGUAGCUCAUGUAGCUGGAUAUCCUCAGGAAGACUAUGACUUGUCUGCUGGGACUUUCCUCUGAUAGAAAUCUCAAUGACUAUUUAGUUGAAUUAUUUGUUGAGAGAUUAUUUGCAGUCCACAAGUUAAAGCAAGAACAGCUCUGGAUUGCCUGAGAUGCACUUUAAAAGAUGUUCUCAGAGUUUAUACUGUACAUGAAUCUAAAGAGAAGGGAGGGUUUGCUUAGAAAAUGAGCUGGAUAUACAGGAUUUCUGCCUACUCCAAGUGUUUGCUAUUAUUAUAUGUGAUGAAAACAGGAAAAAACUAAAAUUGGUGUGUGUCAAAAGUGAUGGAAAUAAUAAUGUUAAUAUGAAAAUGCAUCUAUUGUAAAAUAUGGGGAUAAUUAGAAGCUACAAGGAAAAGGAGCAUUUAAAACUUGAUAUUCUAUUUCAAAGAAAAAGUAUGAUACUGAGUAUCUUGGUUUUUUAGAAUUGUUUAAAAAAAGGCCACAAACAAUUAUCUUAGGGCUUUUCCAGGGCAUCUGUUAUAAGUUGGGUAUACUUAGAGACUUAGUCAUAAUAGCAAGGCACAGUUGUUUCCCUACUGGCAUUAUUGAAACUCAUCGUAGUCACAUCCCUGGGAUUUGUAGAUUUUGCUUAUAAGGAACGUUUUGUGUGAGAAGACAAUGUCAUCUGCAUUUCUCACUGGCAGACACAUUCAUUUUACUAAAUCUCCUUUGUUCAUACAGAAUUUCUUACUUUCAAAUUUUAUGCAAAAAUGACAAUUGUUUUUUGUGUAGCAUUUGACUCUAGUAAGUCAUUUAGGCAAAGAAAAAUGAAAUAGAAUCACUGAAAUAGAACUAUGGUGGUAAAAUAUGGGCUUUAGCCACCAUGUGGUCUAAGCCCUAUGAGAGAAAUUUUGAUAGGGUUUUCAGAGAAAGGAAGCCAUUUCAAUUUCAUGUUCAUGAAUGCAUUUCUAGCUUAAAAGGAGCUUAAACUCUAAGCCUCACUAACAAUUUACUUGGAAACAGUUUCUGCAUGUGGCUUUUUUAAAUCUGGUGUGGGUUAUCUGCCAGCCUCCUCCCCUACAUCUCACUACUAGUAGUAAUGUCAUUAGAUGAUUAUUACUGGUAACCUCAACAGAGAGAUUUAGUCAUAAUUGAAAAAGAACUUCAAGUGUAUUUAAUCAACUGUGUGCUCAUUUUAUUAGUGGAGACUCAUGUACCAUAUAACUUUGCCUUAAGUGAAGUGCAUUUAUGGCCUGGGGCUGAAUAGCUGUUAUGUUCCCAGGAGUGGGAAAUCCUUAAGCUUGCAUGAAAUUGCACCAGUUUCUCAGAAGCAGGUAGAAUUGGCCUUUAGAAGAGAUUUUUUUUUUUUUUUUAUACAACUUUCUAAUUUUUUUGGCUAACAGUAGUUAUCUUUGGCUGGUGAUGUGUGACUGUGUACGAUUUAGUUAGAAAGUGCAGAUUCAGAGAAGGAUUAUACAGUGGAAAUCUGAAGCAGGGAGAAAGCCGCCACUGAAAAAAUGCUGGUUUGUAACAUUUUGCCUUCAGUGUACUACCUAAAUAAGGUUUCAUUUAACAUUGUUUCCUGAAGGGUCACUAAAUGUGUGACAUAAAAUCUGAGUCUUUUCCUUGAUGGAAAGGGUCUUUCCUCACCUGAGUGUUGCAAGGUGGGCAAGAUGUCGGACAGAGACAGAGAAAUUAAGUGGGACAGCAAGAUUUCAGGAAAGUAAUCCAGGGGUUUAAUUUUCUGAUGAAAACCUAUGAGGUAACCUGUGUGAAGUUGAAAUCCAUGCCCCAUCUUGCACUUUGCAGUCAUUUCAUUCUUUCUUCCCAAGGGCCUUCUGCUACCUAUGGUUAGUUUUGCAGAGAAGGGAAGGAAAACUGGUAGCCAGCUGGAAAAUUUAAAAUAUAUUGUCAUCCCUCAGCACCCUGCUCUGUCAAAACAUGGCAAAGCACAAGUAGCACACCCCUGCUGAGGUGCUGCAGAUAUUCCUUUCUAAGCUGGUAUCAGGGUGGAUGGGAGAACCUGCAAAAUACAGAAAAGUAAAAAAGGUAGUUUUAAUUCCUUGUAGGCUUUAUCUGAGUGAUCAUCAUCAGAGCAAACUAAUAACAGUAAGAAAACAGCAACAGAGACUUACAGCUUCUCUUGGGACUUGCAGCUCCUGCACUUAGAGAUGAAGUAUACCCUACUGCCAGCCCAGGGUCCCCUGGACUGUGCCCACAGCAAAUUUCAAAUCCCAAGUAAGAUUCUGCUUUGAUUUAUGAAUUCUGGUGCAUUGAACUGAGUUCAGACUCUUGGUAUUCUUCUGUAGUUAUUCCUGUUUUCCUUGUUACCAGCUUUCAAGUGCUUCUGAGGUGCCAGUGUGUUGCUGACUGAUGAACUGACAAUACAAGCUUCAAUCCACACUGCUUCUUUAACCUUAUACUUGAUGAUGGAAGAAACAGCUGAACCAAGUACAAAGACCCAUCAAAACCAAAUAACUCAGCUAAAACGUUUUGUAACCAGUGUUUUUCACAGAAGCAGUUAAGAUUAUGUGGAUCAGCUGGUGUGCUUUGUGUCUGGUGAAAAGAAGCUUAUUUAAAUUAAGAGAGCCAGGAAAUCUGUGUCUCAGUCCAGAAGGAAGAUGGGUUCCACGGAAGACCUUGACUAUCCUCAAAUCAUUGUGCAAUACAGCAAUGGAUUUUUAAUCUCAAAGGUUAUGUUCACUGCCUGUGAGUUGGGGGUGUUUGAUUUUCUUCAGGAGUCAGGAAAGCCUCUGCCUUCAGAUGCCAUUGCUGCAGGUCUGAGUGCCAGCACCAUGGGGAUGAAAAGACUGCUGGAUGCCUGUGUGGGAUUGAAGCUCUUGGCAGUAGAGAUGACGCAAGGAGGAGCCCUUUACAGAAACACAGAAAUUUCCAACAUCUACCUUACAAAAUCAAGUCCAAAGUCUCAGUAUCACAUUAUGAUGUAUUAUUCCAACACAGUCUACUCGUGCUGGCAGUAUCUGACUGAUGCUGUGAGAGAAGGAAGAAACCAAUAUGAAAAAGCUUUUGGUGUUUCAUCUAAAGACCCUUUUGGAGCAAUGUACAGAUCAGAUGAAGAAAUGCUAAAAUUCAUGGCUGGCCAGAACUCAGUAUGGAGUAUAUGUGGCAGAGAUGUUCUUGCUGCAUUUGACCUUUCUCCUUUCACGCAGAUCUAUGACCUGGGAGGAGGUGGAGGAGCUUUGGCCCAAGAGUGUGUUUCUUUGUAUCCAAAUUCUACCGUCACAAUAUAUGACCUGCCCAAAGUUGUGCAGGUGGCCAAAGAACAAUUUGUUUCCCCUGAGGAGCAUCAGAUCACUUUCCAUGAAGGAGACUUCUUUAAUGAUUCAAUACCUGAAGCUGAACUGUAUAUUUUAUCCAAGAUACUGCAUGAUUGGGAUGAUGACAAAUGCAAACAACUGCUGGCAAAAGUCUACAAAGCUUGCAAACCUGGUGGUGGGGUGCUGCUGGUUGAAUCCCUUCUGAAUGAAGACAAAAGUGGGCCUGUAGAAACCCAACUGUAUUCGAUGAAUAUGUUGGUCCAGACAGAAGGGAAAGAGAGAACAGCAGCAGAGUACAGCAAGCUCCUGGAGGCAGCUGGCUUUGGAGUGAUUCAAGUAAAAAGAACUGGAAAACUCUAUGAUGCUGUUUUAGGAAGGAAACAGUAGUAUGCGUUUUAUGUAUGUAACAAAACAGAAAAAGUUGAGAAAUGUGCUAUUCUCUUCUUAGUGGGCAAUGAUAAACUUAGCUUUUAGUUAAGGCUGCCAACUUUUUUGUAAGCUGCUACAUUGUCAAAAGACUCACUAAUAACAGAUCUACAAAUCUGGAAGCCUGGCUUGGCUUGCCUUUGGAUCUGGGAAGGAAAGACCUUCCACAAGAAACAAUCCACAAAAUAAAUGUGUAGUGUUCCUGCUUCAGCUUGUAUCAGUCUUUCUGAUUUUUAACACUGUAUCUGACAAAAGCAGAGUUGAAUUUGUAUUUGAGCUCCUGCAAAAUAAAACUAAUCCCUGUACUGA
Molecule: messenger RNA, 7401 nt
Organism: Taeniopygia guttata (zebra finch)
Lineage: Eukaryota; Metazoa; Chordata; Aves; Passeriformes; Estrildidae
Gene: ASMT
Product: acetylserotonin O-methyltransferase
Molecular function (GO): O-methyltransferase activity; protein dimerization activity
Source: RefSeq, a predicted model, not a curated record